AUGAUGUUGGAGAAUCAUAGCGAACUCCACAAAGUAAUUAGUAAUGUUGUGAAAAUUGUCCUGAUUCUACGUUCAGUUGAUCGGUCUUACAUUAUGCCCAGAAAGAUGACAAAUUAUAUAUUUUCCAAAUUCGAUAAGCUUCAUAGAUUUCAUUCUUCUGAUCGAAAGGACAUUCUGAAGGUGUUGAACGGUAUCACAUAUCUUGGAAAUUAUGAAGACCCUGAAGAUUUCUCGACUGUUAUAAAAUUGUUUGAUUUUUUGAAGAAUAUGCUGCCCGACCCCAGUACCUUUGAUGCUGACCUGGAAAGUGGUUACUUAGAGAGAAACGAGCCGGAUUGGAGCACUAAACUCUCUGAAAUAGAGCUUGUUUCGCUCGCUGUCUACAACAUUCUUCGACGAAGUCGGUCCACUGCAGAAGAUAUUCUGUCUGCUAGCGAUAUUUGGAAACCUCGGUUUCAAUAUUUCGUGAAUGUGAUCCGUGUAUACACGCAACGUUUGAAGAGGAAAUUGGACGAGGAAAUCAAGGAAGAGCAUAACGCAGACAAUUCGAAACUACUGAAAAUAGCCAACAAUGUUGGGUAUGUGGUUUGA
This is a messenger RNA of Cooperia oncophora, 591 nucleotides long. Lineage: Eukaryota; Metazoa; Nematoda; Chromadorea; Rhabditida; Trichostrongylidae. The record is from the annotation of a GenBank genome assembly.